AUGAUCUCAAAAGUGGUCGAUCAAUGCGAUGUGCUCCCACAGUACCACUCAGAACCACGCAAGAUCAAGAUCAUCCACGUUGGUGCGGGUGCGUCGGGCCUGUUACUGGCGUACAAGGCGAAGAGGUGGCUGAGCAAUUAUGAGUUGAUCUGCUACGAGAAAAACCCUUCCAUCGGCGGCACUUGGUGGGAAAACAGGUACCCCGGUUGUGCAUGCGACAUCCCCGCCCACACCUACACCUAUUCCUUCGAGCCGUCGACCGAAUGGUCGGGCUUCUACUCGUAUUCGGACGAGAUCCAGACGUAUUUUGAGCGCUUUCACGACAAUCACAAGUUGGCCCCUUACAUUCGGCUCAACACGGAAGUCCUGAGUGCGACGUGGGACGAAGCCUCGGCGGAAUGGAUUGUCGAGCUGAAGAAGAGUGAUGACGGCAAAAUAUUCACGACCCGCUGCAACGUCUUGAUCAACGGCUCUGGUGUGGUGAACAAGUGGAAGUGGCCCGCGAUCGAAGGACUUUCGUCUUAUAAAGGCCAACUCUUGCACAGUGCCAACUGGGACACGUCGGCCACCUGGCAAGGGAAGAAGGUGGCUGUGUUAGGAACUGGAUCCAGCUCGGUCCAGAUGGUGCCUCAUUUGGCCAAAGGGGCCGAGAAUCUGACGGUCUUCGCACGCAACAUGACCUGGAUCGCGCCUCAGAUUGCCAGCGACGUACAGCAGAUCGACGUGGAUUCUCAGAAGCCCGCGGCGGCGGGCAAACACCACUACGUCGAGGCCGAGAAGCGGCGGUUCCGCGACGACCCGGAGUUCCAUCUGCGGUAUCGCAAACGACUCGAAUCCGCCCUCACCGAGAUGUUUCCCCUGUUCCUCCGCGGCACGAGCCUCAACCUCCAGGCGCGAGAGGGCAUGCGUGCCAGCAUGCUCGCCCGCAUCGGCCCCGGCCACGAAGAGCUCAAGCGGAAAUUCAUCCCCCAGUGGUCUCCUGGCUGCCGGAGACUGACUCCCGGGGAAGGCUACCUGGAGACUCUGGUGCAGGACCACGUGCGCGUCGUGCACGAGGAAAUCUCGCACUUCACCGAGACCGGCAUCGUCACGGCGAGCGGGGAGGAGAUGGCCUUCGACAUGGUCGCCUGCGCGACGGGCUUUGACAUCGCUUACGUCCCCCAUUUCCGCAUCACCGGCGUCGACGGCGCCGUCAUGCAGGAGGAAUGGAAGGAGACACCGAACAUUUACCUCAGUAUCACGGCGCCAAAGUUCCCCAAUUACUUUGUCGUCAAUGGGCCGACGGGGAACUGGGGACAAGGCUGUGCAUUGCCAUCGCACGAAGUUCAACUCGAGUACGCCCUGCAAUGCAUCCGCAAAAUGCAAGAGGAGCGCAUCCUUGCCAUGGAACCCCGCCAGGCCCCGACCACACAGAUCAACGCGCACAUCGAUGCCUGGCACAAGAAGUACAGCGUCUGGGCGGAAGAAUGCCGGUCCUGGUACAAAGACAACAAACCCCAGGGCCGGGUUUACGUGUGGCCCGGGUCGAUGUUGCAUCAUCUCAAGACCCUGCGCGUGCCGCGAUACGAGCACUACGACAUCCGGUACGCGGACCAAGGGAACGUGUGGGCGUUCCUGGGUAACGGGAGGACGGAUCUUGAGGUCGCAUUUGAGCAGGGCAGACAGGUCGAUCUGGCCCCUUAUAUUCGCAACGGGGAUACUGAGUGGUCGUUAGACUUGCCCCGGGACCUGCCCUUUAGGGUGGAAACGCAGGACGAUAAAUAG
Exophiala spinifera is the source of this 1764-nucleotide messenger RNA. RefSeq lists its product as uncharacterized. NCBI's taxonomy places the organism in Eukaryota, Fungi, Ascomycota, Eurotiomycetes, Chaetothyriales, Herpotrichiellaceae. The record is from RefSeq and is a predicted model, not a curated record. Bases 1 to 1764 code for a protein of 587 amino acids. Gene Ontology annotation, molecular function: NADP binding; flavin adenine dinucleotide binding; N,N-dimethylaniline monooxygenase activity. The transcript has 6 exons.